Messenger RNA from Sodiomyces alkalinus F11, 497 nucleotides. RefSeq lists its product as hypothetical. The transcript has a single exon. The coding region runs from base 67 to 246 and encodes 59 amino acids. The record is from RefSeq and is a predicted model, not a curated record. Lineage: Eukaryota; Fungi; Ascomycota; Sordariomycetes; Glomerellales; Plectosphaerellaceae.
CUCCCCUUCCCUUCAAGCCACUCCCACGGCCCAUUCUCCUUCUCCGUCCCUUCUCCGUGGCAUGACAUGACAUCUCGACAAAGAGACAGAAAGUCAGAGACCACCCACUGCUCAAACGGAACAUCGCCCGACCUAGCCGGCCAGUACGCCACCAUCGGCACCUCAACCAACUCCCGCCCCACGUCUCGGCACCCGUUAGCUGCCAAGGGCCUAAUGUCCCCUCCGUCCACGGCUCUGACCUGUUGAUUUACAGCGUACAUACCCCGUACAGUUACCUACUCCGCUGGGGGAAGCCACAGAAUCCCCCAAGACUCUCCUCCUCGAACGCAGAUUGGUGGAAUAACAAGGUCGUACGUAAAGGGGCCGGGCCUUUCACAACCGGCCGAAUUACCCUUACCGGUGCGUCUAUACCUAACCUAUCAUGGGUAUUGCCCACCGGUGACGGUGACGGCGGUGAUGGUGAUGACGAUGGUUGACGGACGGCCGGCCCAGUCUGC